CCCUGCCACGGUACAGACCCGGGUUCGAUUCCCGGCUGGUGCAUUAAUGUUUUUCAAAUUUUCCAGUUCUUUUUGUUUCUCUCUAAAAUAUGAAUCUUGAAGCCACAUUUUCUUUCCAAGCCAAGAAUCUAACAUAUGAAAAAGAUAAGAAAACUUAUAUAUAUUACUUAAAUCAUGAACAAGAAUACUUUACUUUCACCAAAGAAACAGAUAUACUCACUUCCUAGGCCCACUUUUUGUCUACAAAUAUAUGCAUUUCUCUUGUCAUACUUGCUAGCUUUUGUAAUCAAAUCAUUCACAAAAACAUUAUGGGGAUGGUCAUGAGUUACAUGGGAGGAACAGGUGAGGGAAUAGCCUCCCAAACUUUAAGUCUUGUAUCAGGAGCACUCUAUGAUCAAUUUAUUGAGAAAGAUAUCAAAAACUUUGAUGCCUUCCACACUGCUACUCUUGAUAUCUUCAGCAUUGUCAACAUGGCCUUGCCUGGUAAGCAUUAUGAUGCACCAUCAAACAAGGAAAUUGAGGAAUUUUUUAAACUAUGGAAUAAAUCAGAGGAAGAACAAAAGAAAACAAUUUUCACCGAAUUCGUGAUUAAGAAUGUAAAUAUCAGCAAAGUAGACAAUUCUAUGAUGAUCACUGGAGUAGUUGCACCUCCAGCAGCUAUGGUAGCCAAAAGAUCAGGACAAUCUUUGCCUCAGCUAAGUCUCAUGAAAUCCAUACCUGAUGUUGUCUUUGUCCCAACCGCUACCAUUUUGGCUCUCAUUGCGGUAAAAGUUACCAAAAGAAUGACAUUCAAGAAACUGAAUCCUACUUAACUUUCAAUCCUUAUGUAAUCGAAUUACUAAUCAUGAAUUGGUUGUAAUUGUGCAAUAUUAAGCAUGUUGUUUAUACGGUUUCAUUCAAUCAAACCCGCGUCAAGAAUGUUUCGUGUCAUUCUUGUCACCUUAGACUAAU
Messenger RNA from Vicia villosa (hairy vetch), 951 nucleotides. RefSeq lists its product as uncharacterized. Lineage: Eukaryota; Viridiplantae; Streptophyta; Magnoliopsida; Fabales; Fabaceae. The coding region runs from base 309 to 812 and encodes 167 amino acids. The transcript is spliced from 4 exons. The record is from RefSeq and is a predicted model, not a curated record.